AUGGAUCCAAAGAGAAAGGUUAAUGGUGAUAGUACUGCGGAUCAAGAUGAUGCGGAUCGCGCUGCGAAGAGAAGAAAGCUUCCCCUUAAUGGUGACCUAAGCCAAGGUCAGACGCCAGAAACAACAACUUAUUAUGGAUUGAUACUUUUGAAUCAACUGAGGACGGGUCUGGAUAAACAGGGACGACCUUUCGCGACCAAUUUCCUCACCCUCCCCGAUAGAAAAGAAUUCGCCGCCUACUAUGCCGUUACGAAGAUGCCAAUCGCCUUUGACACUAUUCAAGAGAAAUUGGAUAAUUUUGCCUUUGCUACUUUAUCUGAACUUGAGAGUUUCUUCAAGCGUUUGGUAAAAAACGCAAAGGAUUACAAUGAACGAGAAUCUAUAAUCCAUCGCGAUGCCGAACGGAUACGAAAGGCAGUGGUCAAAUUUAUGACGGAUAAUAAUCCAGAAUAUAAGACAAAUCCGGGAAUGAAGUUAGAGCCUACACCUAUUGAAGUUCUCGAGCCAAUCGAAUAUAAUCCGGGCUCUAAAGGUGCUGGAUCUAUACCAGCACAUCCUAAGCAUGUUGAGCCCACGCCUGUAUCGAUUGUGCAAGAUGAUAGUGAUAUAGAUGCGGAAGGAGAGCCGGAAGAUUUUGAGGCGGAAGAAAUAAAGAUUGAGCCGCAACCAGUCAUAAAACGAAGAGGUCGACCCCCAAAGAAUCCCUUGGCACCACGCAAGAGUACUACUCCCGCGGUGUCCGACUCACAAUAUGCUGGUAUCAGCUUUGCGGGACUUAGUUUCCAACAAGCGCAAGAGAAGAUUUUAGCAGAUGUUCUCUCGCAUAAAGAAGACCCAUCUGAUGAGUUCUUUGAGUUUGAACCGUUUGUUACAUUACCACCACGUAGUUUAAAGGACUAUUAUCAAGUGAUUCCAAACCCACACUGCUUGAAGGAUUUACAAAAGCGUGUUAAAGGAACUUUUGGGGGGAAGCAUGCCACGGGUGUUAGCGAUUUUAAGUCAUGGGCUGCACUUGAAGAAGAUGCAAGUUUGAUAUGGAAGAAUGCAUAUCACUACAAUGAAGACGGAAGUGAAAUCUUCAAUCUAGCAAGGGAUCUUGAGAUCUUUUUCAAGAAAACUUUGGAAGAAGCCAAGAAAGUUGUGCCCGAGCCCGUGAUUCCAAAGAUAAAAAUUAAUGUUAAAGCUCCCGAACCUACUCCAAAGAUCACUUUGAGAGUCGGAGUUGCUAGAACAGCGGACUCACCGGCUCCAUUAACCAGUGGUUCCAACGGAACUGUGGCUUCCACAGCCUCUUCCAACAGCGAAACCCGUAGAAACCCAUUUGGUGGUUCCCACUCAGUUGCGACUCCUGCUCCAAAACUAGAUCAAUUAGAAAGAGCUAGGAGUAUGUCAAACUCUGCAGCAUCUCCAACCCUUUCUAAAAGUGUACUUGUCAAAGGCGAGGAAGCUUUACGCAAUUCGCCUGCGCCAAUUCAGUCCACUCCAAGACCCAUCAAUCAAAGCGGCUCGACACCAACACCGGCUCCAAGUAAUAUGCUUCCACCAAAUACACCCAAUGCAUCUAAUCAAAAUUCAUAUAAUCAAGGUGGAUAUGCACAAUCAUUUAAUCACCAGCCCGCAAAUCUUGGUUUUGAUUCUAAAUUCCGGGCACCAGGGAAAAAUGCUUCUCAUGCUAUGAUCACAAAUCUAAGUAUCGCAACUCAUCCGCGCCUUAAUGUUUCUCGUCAUUUCCAUAUGGAUUUACCCCCAUCCGCAACAUUGGCGCAACAAUCUAUCACGAUCAACCUCCCUUCAACGCAUUAUUAUCUUCAAAUCAAACCAACAAUCGCUCAAGCUUUACUCGAGCGUCAAUAUAAGAUCUUUGUUACAUCUGGAGUAACUAGAUUGCAUGCUAUACCACUCAUACCAAAUCAUGGAGUCGAUCCUCGACAACCUCUUUUUGAAGCUCGGCUUGUUCCUGGUGUUAACAAGAUUGAAGUUGAAUUGAUUGCGGCCCUCCCUAAGGGCACAGUAAAGUCUGCUGGUGGGCCUGAAGUUGAGAUAGAAAAGGUCACAGUGUUUGCUAAUUUGAUGAGGAAUUGA
This is a messenger RNA of Botrytis byssoidea, 2082 nucleotides long. RefSeq lists its product as uncharacterized. Gene Ontology annotation, cellular component: RSC-type complex. The coding region runs from base 1 to 2082 and encodes 693 amino acids. Gene Ontology annotation, biological process: chromatin remodeling. The transcript has 6 exons. The record is from RefSeq and is a predicted model, not a curated record. Gene Ontology annotation, molecular function: protein binding. NCBI's taxonomy places the organism in Eukaryota, Fungi, Ascomycota, Leotiomycetes, Helotiales, Sclerotiniaceae.